This is a messenger RNA of Salvelinus fontinalis (brook trout), 10248 nucleotides long. RefSeq names its product zinc finger protein 143-like. Gene Ontology annotation, molecular function: DNA-binding transcription factor activity, RNA polymerase II-specific; RNA polymerase II cis-regulatory region sequence-specific DNA binding. The transcript is spliced from 7 exons. The record is from RefSeq and is a predicted model, not a curated record. Gene Ontology annotation, biological process: regulation of transcription by RNA polymerase II. Bases 8204 to 10039 code for a protein of 611 amino acids. NCBI's taxonomy places the organism in Eukaryota, Metazoa, Chordata, Actinopteri, Salmoniformes, Salmonidae.
GUUAACGUUACCACCUAGUUAGAUGAUAUCUAUCAACCAAGCCCCGUCUCCAACGCGAAUGAACGACUACCUGGGGGCACUCCAGGAACUCGGGAUCAUGAUCCCCACCACAAUUGCAACACUGUCGUCCUUCUAAAUCAAAUCAAAUUUUCUUUGUCACAUGAGCCGAAAUGCUUGCUUACGAGCCCUUCCCAACAAUGCAGUUAUUAUUUUUUAUAAAAAUACUAACACAAGAGGAAUAAAAUACACAAGAAAGAAGCUAUAACAGAGGGAACCAAGAUCAAUGUGCAAGGGUACAAUGUUUUAUUCAUUUCACCUUUAUUUAACUAGGCAAAUCAGUUAAUAACAUAUUCUUCUAGACCGCUGCGAUGCAGCGCCUUAGACCGCUGCGCCACUCAAGGAACCCAUGUAUUUGAGGGAGAUAGACUACCGUUCAAAAGUUUGGGGUCACUUAAAAAUGUCCUUGUUUUCCAUGAAAACAUACAUGAAAUUAGUUGCAAAAUGAAUAGGAAAUAUAGUCAAGACAUUGACAAGGUUAUAAAUAAUGAUUUUUAAUUGAAAUAAUUGUGUCCUUCAGACUUUGCUUUCGUCAAAGAAUCCUCCAUUUGCACCAAUUACAGCCUUGUAGACAUUUGGCAUUCUAGUUGUCAAUUUGUUCAGGUAAUCUGAAGAGAUUUUACCCCAUGCUUCCUGAAGCACCUCCCACAAGAAGUGCCCAUCAAGCCAAACCAACUUAUGUACCAUACGGUCAAGCUGCUCCCACAACAGCUCAAUAGGGUUAAGAUCCAGUGACUGUGCUGGCCACUCCAUUAUAGACAGAAUACCAGCGGACUGCUUCUUCCCUAAAUAAUAUUGCAUAGUUUGAAGCUGUGCUUCAAGUCAUUGUCCUGUUGUAGGAGGAAAUUGGCUCCAAUUAAGCACCGUCCACAGGGUAUGGCAUGGCGUUGCAAAAUGGAGUAAUGGAUCUUGAAGAAGGAAGUCUUUUACCCUGUACAAAUCUCCCACUUCACCACCAAAGCACCUCCAGACCAUAUUGCCUCCACCAUGCUUGACAGAUGGCAUCAAGCACUCCUCCAGCAUCUUUACAUUUUUUCUGUGUGUCACGAAUGUUCUUUAUGUCUGUCCAUAACACUUUUUUCCCCAAUCUUCCUCUGUCAAUGUCUGUGUUCUUUUGCCCAUCUUAAUCUUUUAUUGGCCAGUCUGAGAUAUGGCUUUUUCUUUGCAACUCUGCCUAGAAAGCCAGCAUCCCGGAGUCGCCUCUUCACUGUUGAUGUUGAGACUGGUGUUUUGCGAGUACUAUUUAAUGAAGCUGCCAGUUGAGGACUUGUGAGACGUCUGUUUCUCAAACUAGACAGUAAUGUACUUGUCCUCUUGCUCAGUUGUGCACCGGGGCCUCCCACUCUUUCUAUUCUGGUUAGAGCCAGUUUGUUCUGUGAAGGUGUGUAGUACACAGCGUUGUACGAGAUCUUCCGUUUCUAGGCAAUUUCUCGCAUGGAAUAGCCUUCAUUUCUCAGAACAAGAAUAGACUGAGGAGUUUCAGAAGAAAGUUAUUUGUUUCUGGCCACUUUGAGCCUGUAAUCGAACUCACAAAUGCUGAUGCUCUAGAUACUCAACUAGUCUAGAGAGCCAGUUUUAUUGCUUCUUUAAAAUCAGAACAACAGGUUUUCAGCUGUACUAACAUAAUUGCAAAAGGGUUUUCUAAUGAUCAAUUAGCCUUUUAAAAUGAUAAACUUGGAUUAGCUAACACAACGCGCCAUUGGAAGAAAGGAGUGAUGGUUGCUGAUAACGGGUCUCUGUACGCCUAUGUAGAUAUUCCAUUAAAAAUACGCCGGUUCCAGCUACAAUAGUAAUUUACAACAUUAACAAUGUCUACACUGUAUUUCUGAUCAAUUUGAUGUUAUUUUAAUGGACAAAAAAUAAUAAUUUUCUUUCAAAAACAAGGACAUUUCUAAGUGUCCCUAAACUUUUGAACGGUAGUGUAUGUGACGCUUGGACAAAAACCAACGUGGGCAAGACAGAGGAGCUUAUUGUGGACUACAGGAAAUGGAGGUACGAACACGCCCCCAUUCACAGCGACGGGGCUGUAGUGGAGCGGGUCAAGUUUCUCGGUGUCCACAUCACUAAGGACCUAUCAUGGUCCAAACACACAAAAACAGUUGUGAAGAGGGCACGACAACGACUCUUCCCCCUCAGGAGGCUGAAAAGAUUUGGCAUGGGCCCUCAGAUCCUCAAAGAUCUACACCUGCAUCAUUGAGAACAUAUUAACUGGCUGCAUCACCACUUGGUAUGGCAACUGCUCGGUAUCCCACCGCAGGGCGCUACAGAGGGUAGUGCGUACGGCCCAGUACAUCACUGGGGCCGAACCCUGCCAUCCAGAACCUCUAUACCAGGCGGCGUCAGAGGAAAACCACCCAAGUCAUAGACUGUUCUCACUUCUGCUGCAUGGCAAGUGGUACCCGAGCGCCAAAGUCUGGGACCAAAAGGCACAUGAACAGCUUCUACCCCCAAAACAAUAAGACUGCUCGCUCAACAGUUAAUCAAAACUGACUAUUUACAGUUGAAGUCAGAAGUUUACAUACACUUAGGUUGGAGUCGUUAAAACUCGUUUUUCAACCACUCCACAAAUUUCUUGUUAGCAAACUAUAGUUUUGGCAAGUCGGUUAGGACAUCUACUUUGUGCAUGACAAGUAAUUUUUCCAACAAUUGUUUACAGAAAGAUUAUUUCACUUUCUUCACUGUAUCACAAUUCCAGUGGGUCAGAAGUUUACAUACACUAAGUUGACUGUGCCUUUAAACAGCUUGGAAAAUUCCAGAAAAUGUCAUGGCUUUAAAAGCUUCUGAUAGGCUAAUUGACAUACUUUGAGUCAAUUGGAGUUUUACCUGUGUAUGUAUUUCAAGGCCUACCUUCAAACUCAGUGCCUCUUUGCUUGACAUCAUAGGAAAAUCAAAAGAAAUCAGCCAAGACCUCAGAAAAACAAUUGUAGACCUCCAUAAGUCUGGUUCAUCGUUAGGAGCAAUUUCCAAACGCCUGAAGGUACCACGUUCAUCUGUACAAACAAUAGUACGCAAGUAUAAACACCAUGGGACCACGCAGCCAUCAUACCGCUCAGGAAGGAGACGCAUUCGGUCUCCUAGAGAUGAACGUACUUUGGUGCGAAAAGUGCAAAUCAAUCCCAGAACAGCAAAGGACCUUGUGAAGAUGCUGGAGGAAUCAGGUACAAAAGUAUCGAUAUCCACAGUAAAACAAGUCCUAUAUCGACAUAACCUGAAAGGCUGCUCAGCAAGGAAGAAGCCACUGCUCCAAAACCGCCAUAAAAAAGCUAGACUACGGUUUGCAACUGCACAUGGGGACAAAGAUAGUACUUUCUGGAGAAAUGUCCUCUGGUCUGAUGAAACAAAAAUAGAACUGUUUGGCCAUAAUCACCAUCGUUAUGUUUGGAGGAAAAAGGGUGAGGCUUGCAAGCCGAAGAGCACCAUCCCAACCGUGAAGCACGGGGGUGGCAGCGUCAUUUUGUGAGGGUGCUUUGCUGCAGGAGGGACUGGUGCACUUCACAAAAUAGAUGGCAUCUUGAGGCAGGACAAUUAUGUGGAUAUAUUGAAACAACAUCUCAAGACAUCAGUCAGGAAGUUAAAGCUUGGUCGCAAAUGGGUCUUCCAAAUGGACAAUGACCCCAAGCAUACUUCCAAAGUUGUGGCAAAAUGGCUUAAGGACAACAAAGUCAAGGUAUUGGAGUGGCCAUCACAAAGCCCGACCUCAAUCCUAUAGAAAACUUGUAGGCAGAACUGAAAAAGCGUGCUCACGCACGGAGGCCUACAAACCUGACUCAGUUACACCAGCUCUGUCAGGAGGAAUUGGCCAAAAUUCACCCAACCUAUUGUGGGAAGCUUGUGGAAGGCUACCUUAAACGUUUGACCCAAGUUAAACAAUUUAAAGGCAAUGCUACCAAAUACUAAUUGAGUGUUUGUAAACUUCUGACCCACUGGGAAUGUGAUGAAAGAAAUAAAAGCUGAAAUAAAUAAUUCUCUACUAUUAUUCUUACAUUUCACAUUCUUAAAAUAAAGUGGUGAUCCUAACUGACCUAAAACAGGGACUUUUUACUAGGAUUAAAUGUCAGGAAUUGUGAAAAACUGAGCUUAAAUGUGUUUGCCUAAGGUGUAUGUAAACUUUGACUUCAACUGUACAUUGACCCCCUUUAUUAUUAAUUUAUCUUAAUUGUUUUUGCAAUGACUUCCUUGCACUGUCUCUAUGCGCACUCACUAGACUCUACCCACACACUCAGACAUGCUACACUGACACUCCCUACACACACACACUAAAUAUGCUUACACUCCACACACAUUUUUCACACUUCAUAUACGCUGCUGGUACUCUGUUUAUUAUAUAUCCUGACUGCCUAGUCACUUUUGUCCCUACCCACAUGUACAUACUAUAUUACUUCCACUACCUCGUACACCUGCACAUUGGCUCAGGUACUGGUAUUUCUUGUAUAUAACCUCGUUAUUGUUUAACUAUUUCCUUUUUUAUUCCACAAAUAUUUGUCUAACUCAGCAUUGUUGGGAAAGGGCUCAUAAGUAAAACAUUUCACUGUAAAGUCUACACCUGUUGUACUCGGCACAUGUAACCAAUGCAAUUUUAUUUGUAUAUGUACAUAAGGGCAAGGAAAAGUGACUAGGCAUCAGAAUAGGGAAGAAUAAAGAACAGGGUAGCAGCAGCAUAUGAUGUGUGUAUGUGUGUGUUGUCGGUAUGCGUAUGUAGGGAAUGACUACCUUAUCUCUGUAUCCCCCACAUACAGAUAAUUGUAAGGUUCCUCAGUCGAGCAGUGAAUUUCAAACACAGAUUCAACCACAAAGACUGCCCAGGUUUUCAAAUGCCUUGCAAAGGGCACCUAUUGGUUGAUGGGUUUAAAAAAAAAAGCAGACAUUAAAUAUCCUUUGAGCAUGGUCAAGUUAUGAAUUACACUUUGGAUGGUGUAUCAAUACACCCAGUCACUAAAAAGAUAUAGAUGUCCUUCCUAACUCAGUUGCCGGAUAGUAGGGAAACCGCUCACGGAUUUCCCCAUGAGGCCAAUGGUGACUUUAAAACAGUUAGAGUUUAAUGGCUGUGAUGGGAGAACAACAUUGUCAAUUCGGUUAGUAUUGUGGAGUAACUACAGAGUGAAAAGAAGCCUGUACAGAAUAAAAAUAUUCAAAAACAUGCAUCCUGUUUGCAACAAGACACUAAAGUAAUACCGCAAAAAAUGUGGUAAAGCAAUUCACUUUUUGUCCUGACUACUUGUGUUUGGGGAAAAUCCAAUACAUUACUGAGUACUACUCUCAAUAUUUUCAAGUAAAGUAAUGGGUAUGCUUAUAAUUGUAAGGACUAGGGAGUGAAGCAUAGGCAAAAUCCUAGAGGAAAACCAGGUUCAGUUUGCUUUCCACCAGACACUGGGAGAUGAAUUCACCUUUCCGCAGAAUAAUAACUUAAAAACAGAAGGCCAAAUCUACACUGGAGUUGCUUACUAAGAAGACAGUGAAUGUUACCGUGUUGCCGGUGUAACAGGGUUAGUUAUGUUUCCACUUGGCAAGGCAGAAAUAUGUAUUUGAUGUUUAGGUAUUCCUAUUGGUUGGUUGAAUUCACAAAUCAAUAAGGUGUUAUGCCAUUGGUCAUGCUUACAGAUAGGUGGAUAUGGUAAACAUUUAAUUAUUCCCAGUCUGAUAUUGACAUGCAAGUGGUAGGUCUCCUUUGAAAUACUGUAUUCUAUUUUCAUAUUUACAAUGUGUACAAGUUCAUUAUGUACAUGUCCUGGUGUGUGUGUGUGUGUGUAUGUAUGUAUGUCUGUCUCAGCAACAAACAAAAAAUUCCCUUUUUCAGAACCCUGUCUUUCAAAGAAUAAGUACAAAUAACUUCACAGAUCUGCAUUGUAAAGGGUUUAAACACCGUUUCCCAUGCUUGUUCAAUGAACCAUAAACAAUUAAUGAACGUGCACCUGUGGAACGGUCGUUAAGACAAACAGCUUAUAGACAGUAGGCAAUUAAGGUAACUUAGGACACUAAAGAGGCCUAACUGUUUUCAUUUCUACUGACUCUGAGAAACACCAUAAGAAAGAUGCCCAGGGUCCCUGCUCAUCUGCAUGAACAUGCCUUAGGCAUGCUGCAAGGAGGGAUGAGGACUGCAGAUGUGGUCAAGGCAAUACAUUUCAAUGUCCGUACUGUGAGACGCCUAAGACAGCGCUACAGGGAGACAGGACGGACAGCUGAUUGUUCUCGCAGUGGCAGACCAUGUGUAACAACACCUGCACAGGAUCAGUACAUCCGAACAUCACACCUGCGGGACAGGUACAGGAUGGCAACAACAACUGCCCGAGUUACACCAGGAACGCACACUUUUCAUCAGGCUGGACUGAGGGCUUGUAGGCCUGUUGUAAGGCAGGUCCUCACCAGACAUCACCGGCAACAACGUCGCCUAUGGGCACAAACCCACCGUUGCUGGACCAGACAGGACUUGCAAAGUGCUCUUCAAUGACGGGUCACGGUUUGUCUUACCAGGGGUGAUGGCCGGAUUUUUGUUUAUUGACGAAGAAUGAGCGUUACGCCGAGGCCUGUACUCUGGAGCGGGAUCGAUUUGGAGGUGGAGGGUCCGUCAUGGUCUGUGGCGGUGUGUCACAGCAUCAUCGGACUGAGCCUGUUGUCAUUGCAGGAAAUCUCAACUCUGUGCGUUACAGGGAAGACAUCCUCCUCCCUCAUGUGGUACCCUUCCUUCAGGCUCAUCCUGACAUGACCCUCCAGCAUGACAAUGCCACCAGCCAUACUGCUCGUUCUGUGUGUGAUUUCCUGCAAGACAGGAAUGUCAGUGUUCUGCCAUGACCAGCGAAGAGCCCGGAUCUCAAUCCUAUUGAGCACAUCUGGGACCUGUUGGAUCAGAGGGUGAGGGCUAGUGCCUUUCCCCCAGAAAUGUCCAGGAACUUGCAGGUGCCUUGGUGGAAGAGUGGGGUAACAUAGCACAGCAAGAACUGGCAAAUCUGGUGCAGUCCAUGAGGAGGAGAUGCACUGCAGUACUUAAUGCAGCUGGUGGCCACACCAGAUAUUGAUUUUUACUUUUGAUUUUGAACCCCCUUUUGUUCAGGGACACAUUAUUCCAUUUCUGUUAGUCACAUGUCUGUGGAACUUGUUCAGUUUAUGGUCUCAGUUGUUGAAUCUUGUUAUGUUCAUACAAAUAUUUACACAUGUUAAGUUGGCUGAAAAUAAACGCAGUUGACAGUGAGAGGACGUUUCUUUUUUUGCUGAGAUAGAUAGAUAUAUCUAUCUAUCUGAGUAUACAAAACACUAAGAACACCGGCUCUUUCCAUGACAGACUGGCCAGGUGAAUCGAGGUGAAAGUGUAACAGAUGUGAAAUGGCUAGCUAGUUAGCGGGUACGCGCUAGUAGCAUUUCAAUCAGUUACGUCACUUGCUCUGAAACCUAGAAGUAGUGUUGCCCCUUGCUCUGCAAGGGCCGCGGCUUUUGUGGAGCGAUGGGUAACGACGCUUCGUGAGUGACUGUUGUUGAUGUGUGCAGAGGGUCCCUGGUUCGCGCCCGGGGUCGGGGCGAGGGGACGUACUAAAGUUAUACUGUUACACUCAGGGGAGGGCAGCUAAUAAUAAUAGCUGGAGUGAAUGGAAUGGCAUCAUACGCAUGGAAACCAUUUAUUUCCGAAAUGUGAAAGUGUGCUAAAGGGCAUGGGAUAAAGGAGUGUGUAGUUUCAGUGGAACAAUCUGUGGGGGUGCCAAAAUGUCUGUUUAUUGCUAUGGUCAUUAAUUGUACCGCACAGUUGAAAUGGAAAUCACAGAAGAUUGAUUUGGUGGUAGUAGUAGCAGCAGCAGAUAUUUUAGUGCAGGGGGUUUUGAGAGAAGGGCUUCCAUCCAGGAUCUGUUAGAGCUUCUUUUUUUGUGAACAAAAUGUGCGAUUCACACUCCGACCUGUGAAAGGCAGUAAUACGCAACACAGCGUCUUGUCUGCCGGAAAACCAUAAAAAAAAAAAGAAGUAAACGGUGACCAAGAACAGUUUCCAGGUUAGCGUUGUUAUUUAUGGGUUUAUUAACACUCUGGAACUCAAGAUAUUACUAAUUUAACUGCACAAUAUCACACACUUAACACAUGUAGUCUUUAAUUCGCAUUGGAGACCAGACGUUGUCAAUAGAAGUUAUCUAGGGGACGAUAGCUAGCUAGAUACUAACGUUAGCUAACAAUGGCUAACUGUAUUGUUUUUCACACUCAAAUAGCCUCCAUCAUGGAGGUGCUAGCGAAUGCAGCAGUGGCAGAGAUCUGUAAACUCGUAGACGACGACUAUGCAGUGUUUCGUUUGGAAAUAACUCAAACCCAAAAAGAAAACAGGACAUUGCGGAGGAAACUACAGCUACUGGAACUGAAGGUGGCACGGGAGCGCGCAGAGAGGACAAUAAGAGAGCGCGGCCUCGCCAGUCCCAGUAGUGUCAAGAUCCUCGACCGAUACAGAGGAAUGGCAAGAGGUGAAGGACAUCUCACUGGAGGCCACAGGAGCUUUGUGAAGCCAGCAGGACACAAUAUAUGGAGAGAUGACCAACCAAUCACUGUAGAUGAGGGGAGUGGAACCUCAACCCAGCACAUUAUCAUGAUAGAGUCUGCAGAGGCUGCAGGUCCUGGAGUCAAGCAGGAGAGGUCUGAAGGAGAGGAGGACCUACGGCACAGCAGAACCAUUCAGACUGGAGCAGCUGACGCGCCCCCUGUAGCCAUGGAGGACCCCACCACCCCCUCAGUGCAGCCCAGGACCCGACGCAGAAUCACGGAGGAGGAGGAGGGUCCAGAGGUGCUGUUGGUGAAGGAGGAGGGGUGUGAGGAGGGUCUGGGGAACCCUGAGGGGACAAUAAUCAUGGAGGACAACCAGACUACACCACCUCCUGAACCCACAGAGGAACCAGUUGAGCAGCACAGGACCACACACAGUCUCACUGAGUCAGUAGACAUGGAGGAUGGGAAGCCUGAUCUGCUGCUAGUCAAAGAGGAGACAAUAGAAGACGCACCAGAGAGCAUUGAUCUGCUGAGUGGACUAAAGAUGGGGGAGCAAGGUGGUUGGCUGGAGGCUAACAGAGCAGACUGGGUGGCCAUCUUGGAUUCCCAGACCCAGACGGGUGCCGCUGAGAGCCCAGGGGACAACAUCACUGAGCAGGCCAGGACCAGAGGGGACAGCAUCAAAUUUGGGCUGGGGAACAACAUUGUUAACCACAACCAGAAACAGGCAGUCGAACACAAAACAACAACCGAACUUAGUCUCCAUGACAACAGACUGGCUGAGACCAGGGCGAGGCGUAGAUUAGGUCUGCGGGGACAGGGACGUGUCCAUAUUCGGCUGGAGAGAACAGACACAGACUCGGCUAGCGAUGCUCCGUCCUGCUCCUAUAGAUGUGAUUCAGAGAGACUGAUGGCGCCUCUAACAGGUGCUGCCUUCAGCCUACCUUCUAUAGGAUCUAUCAACUGGAACAUGGACCCUGUGACAACACAGACACUCCCUGGCCUUCAUCCUCCUCACACUCUCCUAAUGUUAAAACAGACCUCAGACAAUGCCAGUGCCUCAAUGCUAAAUAGCUACACAAGCCCAUUGACAAAUGACAGUAGUAGUAAUGCUAUCAGCAGAUCUGGUGGCAAAGAGAAGCGCUUCCCAUGUUCAUUCUGUGGGAAAGCCUUCAGUUUCCCCAAACAGGUGAAGAUCCACCAGAGGAUGCAUACAGGUGAGAAACCCUUUGUCUGCCCCCUAUGCCGGGCCAGUUUCUCCCACCCGUCCAACCUGAAGAGGCACCAGAGGGUCCACACAGGGGUGAAACCCUUCAGCUGUACCCAGUGUCACAUGCGCUUCACCCAGGCUGGCCACCUGAAGAGGCACCAGAGGGUCCACACAGGGGAGAAACCCUACAGCUGCCCCCAGUGUGAGAAGAGGUUCUCCCACCAGCACCAUCUGAAGAUGCACCUGAAGAUCCACACAGGAGAGAGGCCGUUCGCCUGUACGCUACCUCAGGAUACAUCAGCAGAAAAUGCACACAGCCUUGUAUAGAUUGUAUUGAUAUGUUGUAUUAGCUAGUAUAGUGUAAAGUGACAUAUAAUGUAGUACUAGUUAGUUUGUAGUUAAUUCUGUUGGUUUUGGAUGUAAAGGGAACUGGAUGAGGUGACCUGAGGAAAGAAUGAGUAUGAUGAGGCAGAGUAGAUGAUAAGGUGAUGGUUGGUGUGGCCUUAAAAAACAUUAAAUACAAAAUUGGCUCUGUG